Molecule: messenger RNA, 1295 nt
Organism: Echinops telfairi (small Madagascar hedgehog)
Lineage: Eukaryota; Metazoa; Chordata; Mammalia; Afrosoricida; Tenrecidae
Gene: ATP23
Product: ATP23 metallopeptidase and ATP synthase assembly factor homolog
Exons: 6
Coding region: 56-877 (273 amino acids)
Biological process (GO): mitochondrial protein processing; mitochondrial proton-transporting ATP synthase complex assembly
Cellular component (GO): extrinsic component of mitochondrial inner membrane
Molecular function (GO): metalloendopeptidase activity
Source: RefSeq, a predicted model, not a curated record
GUCUCUUUCGCCGCCGCGGGAACUGUGAGUCGGCAGCGGCGCGGUCGGAGGCCGCAUGGCCGAAGCCCCGGACGAGCGCGGGUCGGGCCCCGCGGCCGGGGAGCAGUCGCCGGAGCCCCACGUCUCGUGCCAGGUCUUCCCCGAGCAAGGGUUCUUCUCCAGCUUCACCAACGACCGGAAGUGCCAGCUCAUGCUCUUGAAGACGCUGGAGACAAAUCCAUAUGUCAAACUUCUGCUUGAUGCUAUGAAGCACUCUGGUUGGUGUAUACGAGGGGCUUCCAAAAGGGAACUGAGGCUGGAUGCAGGGAAGGCCCCCGAUCGUCAUAGUUGUCUGUUGACUGCAUGUGCACAGAUUAACCCUCCUGUUUCGUUCUGUAAUUGUGAACAGUGCUGCUGUGAGUGUCCUCGUCCUUCUGUCCUGGUGCACGGUGCGAGUGAGCGUUUCUCCAAGAUUGUUCUGUGCCAAAAUAAUAUACGGAACCAGGCCCAUAUGAACAGGGUGGUCACUCACGAGCUCAUUCAUGCCUUUGACCACUGUCGUGCACAUGUCGACUGGUUCACCAACGUCAGGCACCUGGCCUGCUCCGAGAUUCGAGCUGCUAACCUCAGUGGAGACUGCUCACUUAUAAAUGAAAUAUUCAGAUUACAUUUUGGACUAAAACAACACCAUCAGACUUGUGUGCGAGACCGAGCCAUCCUUUCUAUCCUGGCCGUUAGGAAUGUCAGCAGAGAAGUAGCUCAGAAGGCUGUUGAUGAAGUUUUUGAAUCCUGCUUCAAUGACCUUGAGCCUUUUGGAAGGAUCCCUCACAGCAAAACUGAUGCACAAUACGCUCACAGAGACUUUCAGAAUCGCCAUCGGUAUUAUUCUAAUAUAUGAAGGCAAUGACAUUUAAUAUUACAGAACUUCAGCGGUCGUGAAGAAAUUUUGGUUUUAUUUUCUGUUUUUUGAAAUUACAGUUUUCAAAUGGACAAGCAUAUACAAUAUAAAUCAGUUAAAGAAAAUAGCACAAAGAAUGGUGAUUCUGGCAUAUGAUUACAAAAAAGAACUGUGGCUGAAAUGAAGCUGUCUUAAACUGUACGGCACAAAGCAUUCUCUUGAUAGCUGACUAGGUGGUAAAUAAUGGAACUCUGGUGGCAUGGUGACGUUGAAGCCAAAGACGAGGUUUCCUACUCUCAAAGAGCUGCAGUCUUUGAAACCAACAGGGCCAGUUUUAUCUGCCCUGUCUGUCCUGUUGACUCGCUAUGAGUGAGAAUGGCCUCGGUGGCUGUGUGUUUUGUUUUUAUACAGUAAUGAA